Helianthus annuus (common sunflower) is the source of this 955-nucleotide messenger RNA. RefSeq names its product pathogenesis-related protein 5. Gene Ontology annotation, cellular component: extracellular region. The record is from RefSeq and is a predicted model, not a curated record. Gene Ontology annotation, biological process: defense response. The transcript is spliced from 2 exons. Bases 103 to 867 code for a protein of 254 amino acids. Lineage: Eukaryota; Viridiplantae; Streptophyta; Magnoliopsida; Asterales; Asteraceae.
AAAAGACCACACUAUAAGCUGUCGCGAACCUAACUACAACCCCCACCCUCUCUCUCUACACAAUCUUUGCGUGCUACAUCGACGUCGUCUUCUUCUUCUCCGAUGAAGAUUCUUAUGCGUCCCUGCUGUUUCUCUCUUCUUUUCCUUAUCUUCUUUUCAGCAGGUGAGGGGGUAUCAGCUACGGUGUUUACGUUACAAAACAGCUGUAGCUAUACAGUUUGGCCCGGGACGCUAAGCGGGAAUGCGGGUCCUGUCUUAGGCGAGGGCGGCUUCGCAUUGUUACCCGGUGCCUCUGUUCAGUUCCUCGCUAUGCCCGGCUGGUCGGGUCGGUUCUGGGCCCGAACCGGUUGCACCUUUGACGAGUUCGGAAAUGGUAAGUGCGUUACGGGCGACUGCGGAGGUACUCUCAGGUGCAAUGGCGGUGGUGACCCCCCGGUUUCGCUAGCGGAGUUCACAAUCGCUGGCGGCAACAGCAACACCAACAGCGAUAAGGAUUUUUAUGAUGUCAGCCUUGUCGACGGGUACAAUGUCGGCAUUGGCAUAAAGCCGACAGGUGGUGCCGGUGACUGCCACUACGCAGGGUGCAUAGCAGACCUAAACGUUAACUGUCCGCCCGAGCUGAGAGUUGUGGACGGUAGUGGCGCGGUGGUGGCUUGUAAAAGCGCGUGUGAUGCAUUUAACACGCCGGAGUUCUGCUGCACGGGGGAUCAUGCAAUGCCAGCAACGUGUGCGCCAACGCAGUUCUCGGUGAUGUUUAAAGCAGCGUGCCCGAGUGCGUAUAGCUAUGCGUAUGAUGAUGCGUCGAGUACGUUCACUUGUUCCGGGACUGAUUACUUGAUUACAUUCUGUCCUACAACAGGGAUUUGAUCAUUUUAGUUACCAAAUUUUGAUUUUAAAAUCAUUGAGAUUGAUUGUGAAUUGUUGGGUUAGAUGAUAACAAACAAGUUUUUAAACC